This is a messenger RNA of Pseudoliparis swirei, 1594 nucleotides long. It is a transcript of the gene ap4m1, whose product is annotated as adaptor related protein complex 4 subunit mu 1. The transcript is spliced from 14 exons. NCBI's taxonomy places the organism in Eukaryota, Metazoa, Chordata, Actinopteri, Perciformes, Liparidae. Gene Ontology annotation, cellular component: clathrin adaptor complex; cytoplasmic vesicle; trans-Golgi network. Gene Ontology annotation, biological process: Golgi to lysosome transport; protein targeting. The record is from RefSeq and is a predicted model, not a curated record.
ACUCGGUUUGUAAACGCAGGUCGAGCUCAGCAGCUGGAACAUGUUUUAAUUGUGUGACGGUGGAGCUUUUAAUGCUUUACUUUGCUUCUUUUAUUUGUAUAUUUGCGUUGACCAGUUUUAUUAUAGACGGGUUUGUGUUAGAAAGGAACCGGAAGUGGGCUGUAAUAUCCCCGUUAUCAGCAUAAACACAGCUCUAUUGACAUGUCUUCAUAACAACGAGCUAAAGUGAGUAGGCCUACCGGAAGUGUUCUGCAGCAGGAUGAUCUCUCAGGUCUUCAUCUUGUCCUCUCAGGGAGACCACCUCAUCUACAAGGACUUCCGAGGAGAAGCAGGAAGUGAUGUUGUCAGUAUUUUCUACGAGAAGGUCACAGCGCUGCCUGGAGACCAGCCUCCGGUCGUCAUGAGUCAUGGAGGUCUUCACUUCGUCCACGUCAGACAGGGAGGACUGUACUGGGUCGCCACGACGACCAGCGCUGGCUCCUCCCCCUUCACCAUCAUCGAGUUCCUCAACAGGUUCUCCGCCCUGGUGAAGGAUUACUGCGGCAGCCUGACGGAGAAGUCGGUGCAGAUGAACUUUGCCCUAAUUUAUGAGCUGCUGGACGAGGUCGUGGACUUUGGCUACAUCCAGACGACGUCCUCUGACGUCCUGAAGAACUUCAUCCAGACUGAAGCCGUGUCCUCCAGACCCUUCAGUCUGUUUGACCUCAGUAAUGUCGGCUUGUUCGGAGCUGAGACUCAGCAGAGUAAAGUGGCUCCGAGCUCUGCAGCCAGCAGACCCAUCCAGUCCAGCCGAGAGCAGGGAGGGAGGAGUGAGGUCUUCCUGGACGUGGUGGAGAGGCUGUCGGUCGUCAUCGGCUCCAACGGCGUGGUGAUGAAGGCCGACGUGGAGGGAGAGAUCCGGGUCAAGUGCUUCAUGCCGAGCUGCUCGGAGAUGAGGAUCGGCCUGAAUGAGGAGUUCAGCAUCGGGAAGACCAAGCUCCAGGAUUCUGAUUCGUGAUCCCGUGUUGUGAUGCGGUUCCACCAGAACGUCCAGCUGGACGAGUUCCACAGCAACCGGGUCCUCAGGCUCUGUCCCAGCCAGGAGGAGCAAACGGUGAUGCAGUACCAGCUGAGUGACGAGCUGCCCUCAGCGCCCCCCUUCCGCCUCUUCCCAACCAUCGAGAGGGACAGCGGGGGCAGGCUGCUGAUGUACCUGAAGCUUCGCUGUGAUCUGCCACCAAAGAGCGCUGCCAUCAACAUCUGUGCCACCAUCCCCGUUCCCAAAGGCUCUGUGAGGUGAGACGCUCAUGUUUGUUUUUGGAAAUCCGUCAGGGAGUCGUCUCUGUGAGAGGACGUCAUAAAAAUGAUAACGAUUUACAUUCAAACAACAUUAACAAAGUGGGAGGAGGAGGAGGAGGAGAGGAGAGGAGAGGAGAGGAGGAGGAGGAGCUCCUCAUCUGUUAUUCAAAGGAAUGCAAAUGUAACCUAUGACGAUGGAAGAGACGAGUUUACUGAAGCGUUUAUCUUCAAAGUAGAGUUAGUGAAUGGAGACAGGAAGAGACAAAGAUCUCCUGACCACCAGGGGGCUCCUCUGGUUGUAUAGAAGUCUAUAUAG